AUUUUCGUCCUGUAGAGUGGUGCAUCGUGUAUACACAUUAUAGAUAGUCAGUCUUCUGAUUGCCCUCCAGUCCGACUUCAAGCGCCCAGAAGUUGAUCAUCCCCGCUAUGACGUCCGAGUCUGUAAACUCUCAAGUCCCCGAAAACUGUCGAGCUCCCAAUAAUCCUAUCCUGAGGUUGGCGUUCAAAAUCUUGUGCAUUGUUGCAGUCUGUCGGGAGUCUCUCGACCAUUGGAAAGAUACAAAGAACAAAGAAUGGAAGGACCAUGUCUCAAUAAUGGUCAAUCGAUUCCAGAACUCGAACAUCACUGCCGGGCUCGUACUUGCAACUGCAACUCUAUUCCUGUCGUCCGUGCCUCCUAUCGAGCAUUUGAUGGCUUAUAACUCCUCAAUCUCGUACAUCUUCGCCAUGGUUUCAUUUGGUGCCGCAUUGCUCAGCGUAAUAUCCGGAUCUGCUGUGCUUGUUAUCUAUGAAACUAGCACCGCUCACAAAGACAUGGAAACCCUCAAAUGCAUGCCACGACACCAAGUCAUCGCACUGCUGCUAUGGUUGGCAUACCCCUCAUUCUGUCUGUCUGUUGCUACUUUCUUUCUGUUUGUCUAUCUUUAUCGCCUGCUUCUGGUCUGACAAUAGUGUUGUCAACAUCAUAACUAUCUUGAGCUGUGUGGCCUUCCUCGCACAUGGAGUCCUUUCGUUCUACGUUGUCAGCGUUGUGGGCAGACAGCCGGUCGAUAAAAACACCUCUCCCGUACAAGUUGCUGACAGGCAUCACGCUAGUGUAGAAGCUGCAUGUCUUUGAAUUGACGGUGCUGCUGACGACUAGGCGUGAUAAUUGUUAUAGACCACUCAGGGUUCGGGUGCUUCGGGUUGCACAUAUCGGUCAGUGGAGUAGCAGCGGAACUUUCGCCAAGAACUUGUCAUGUCUCCUUAGCCUAGUAUCACAUCUAAUACAUGGAUUUAUCACACCGCC
Messenger RNA from Suillus discolor, 969 nucleotides. RefSeq lists its product as uncharacterized. Lineage: Eukaryota; Fungi; Basidiomycota; Agaricomycetes; Boletales; Suillaceae. The transcript is spliced from 5 exons. The record is from RefSeq and is a predicted model, not a curated record. The coding region runs from base 108 to 626 and encodes 172 amino acids.